AUGACUACCACAAACGAAGUCAAGGUCCCCUUCUUCAAGAAGGGAAAAUCUCGACCAGCAACCUCGCGAAAAAGAUCGGAUUCUCCCCUCCCCGCUGGCACGAAACGUACUGCCGCACAACGAAGGGAGGAUGAAAUGGACGAUCCAGACUUUGUGGAACGUGAUGGUCCUGCUGUGAAGUGGACCGCAGCCGGCUCACACACUAACGCAGCACUUGAGAUACUAGCUGGUGACGAAGCCGCAGAGCUACUUGCAAAACGUCAGAAGAAAGAGAAAGCAGACAGAGGUGAAGAGGAAGAGGAAAUACCUGAUGAUGGGCUGUAUAGGGGCCAGAAUGCUUAUCGAAGUCACCUGAAAAAAAGUCAGGAAAUACCCAAAGCUAUGCGUGUUGGUCCUCAGCGAGGUACUAGCACCAUUCGCACCGUAACCAUUGUCGAUUAUCAGCCAGAUGUUUGCAAAGACUACAAAGAAACGGGAUACUGCGGUUUUGGUGACACUUGCAAAUUCUUGCACGACCGUGGCACAUAUCUUGCUGGUUGGCAAUUGGAUAAACUCGCUGAAACCCCGCGGAAACAAGUUGAGGAUGUGUCAGACUCCGAUUCUGACAACGAGGACAUACCUUUUGCUUGUCUCAUCUGCCGCAAACCAUAUACAGAUCCAGUGGUCACGCGGUGCGGGCAUUAUUAUUGUUCGGCCUGCGCAAUCAAGCGCUAUGCCAAAACUCCAAAGUGCUUAGCAUGCGGCGCCCCCACGGGUGGAAUAUUCAACCGUGCCGACCAAAUCAUAGACAAAUUGAACAAGAAACGCGCAGAAAAAGAUGACAUUCCUGGGGUCAAAAUUGAGGGCUUGGUUGAUAACGCAAGCAGAGACAGUGACUCAGCGCGUGCCGCGUUCUUUGUGAACCUACCACCAGAAUUGACAUUCAUAUUUUUUCAUCCGUCAACGUGGGCCGCUAUCACUUGUGGUUCCUUCCUACGUGAAUCUUCUGCUAAGCUAUUUCGCUAGGUUUCUGAUGGAACAGACGUUUCAUGACAUUGAACUUGUUUUUCAGGUCCCGGAAGCGGAUCCGCAAUGUCGCGAGACGGUUUCCUGAAAAAAAAACAUGUUGUACUAUGUCACUCAGCACCGAGCUUUCACCAUCGACGGAUUCACGCCCGCGUUGUUUCCUGUGCUCUUCACAGUGACCCGCAGGUAUCCCUGUCGGCGGUAAUACCCCGGUUCCAUUGUGUUGAUACCCGCAUGGAAACCCGUACCUGCACUGCAGGUAUGGGUGUGGGUACGACUGCCCACACCCGCGGGUUUACCCAUGCAGUUCCUAGGCUAAGCUGCUGCGCGCCCCGCACUUGCUUUCAUACUGCCGCGAUACCUAGUACUACUAAUAUCAUGCAUUGUUGUAGCGCAUCGUUUCUCGUCAUAUCAAUCCGUGCAUGCUACUGUGCUACA
Messenger RNA from Suillus fuscotomentosus, 1443 nucleotides. RefSeq lists its product as uncharacterized. The coding region runs from base 1 to 1005 and encodes 334 amino acids. Gene Ontology annotation, biological process: snoRNA splicing. Lineage: Eukaryota; Fungi; Basidiomycota; Agaricomycetes; Boletales; Suillaceae. The transcript is spliced from 5 exons. The record is from RefSeq and is a predicted model, not a curated record. Gene Ontology annotation, molecular function: metal ion binding. Gene Ontology annotation, cellular component: U2-type spliceosomal complex.